Messenger RNA from Camellia sinensis, 4121 nucleotides. Its product is annotated as auxin response factor 6. NCBI's taxonomy places the organism in Eukaryota, Viridiplantae, Streptophyta, Magnoliopsida, Ericales, Theaceae. Gene Ontology annotation, molecular function: DNA binding. Gene Ontology annotation, biological process: regulation of DNA-templated transcription; response to hormone. Gene Ontology annotation, cellular component: nucleus. The record is from RefSeq and is a predicted model, not a curated record.
CAAACUAUGUUCUCACUAGUAGUACUCUUCCAUUUCCAUUACUGGAAAGUAUACCAUGUACCUGGUAUUCCACUUGAGUCCCACUGAAUACUCACAAAUAUACAAUUCUAUUAUGUCUAGUUUGUAUGAAUAUGUUCUUUUUAUGGAUUAUCAUACUGUGUGAUGUAGUUCUGAAUAUGCUCUCGCUUCGUCAACUGAAUCUGUGAAUAUAGUGUUUUGGGGAUUUGGGUUUUCUUUUCUGCUCAAAGUCUCUUUUUGGUACUGUUGAAGCUCGAAAUUGGGGAUUUCUCUGGCUCUUGCUUAUGAUGAAUUUGGCUCAAUGAAGCUAAGAUCUGAAGAGUUCCUCACUUCUUUGCGCUUUCUGGGUUGUUGUAUUUUGGGUUAGAAGUAGGGUAUUGGAAGCUCUUGAGCUACCUGGAGUAGCCAAUCUUGAGGUUGGGUGAAUUUGAGGCAAGCAAUUGGGGCUGGUGUGGUGAGUUUUGUUAGGGUUUGAGCUGAAAUGUACUGGUUAAUUUGGUGAAGGUUUUGAUUCAUCAAGUUUUUAAUUACUCAAGGGUCUAUUUGGGGUUGGGUGAAGAAGAUCAAGUGCCGAUGACGCCGAAAUCGAUUGUGUUUUGUAGUGGAACUGGUUUUGGUUGAAGGUUCUGGCGGGGGUUUCUUGGUGGUUUUGUCCAUAACAUCCAUACGCAGUCUCUGCAUACAACAAUCCUCAUCAUUUCUUAGUAAUAUAUUUGUUGGGUUUGGUGGUUUUGAGGAGUACAUUCAGAUUUGGAUGGAGUUUGUAGGGGCAAAGUGAAGGUAUUAUGGUGUUUUUGGCUGGGAAGGAAGUGCAAGAAGCCUUUGGGACAUUUAGUGCUGAGCUAUUGUGGUAAUAGCCUUUGUGGCUACCAAUUUUAGGUGAUAUUAUCAUUUCAGAAAUGAGGUUCUCUUCUGCUGGUUUCACUCAGCAGUCUCCUGAAGGGGAGAAGAGAUGUCUGAAUUCUGAACUUUGGCAUGCAUGUGCUGGUCCUCUUGUUUCCCUACCUGCUGUUGGAAGCCGCGUGGUGUAUUUCCCUCAGGGCCAUAGUGAGCAGGUUACUGCAUCAACCAACAAAGAAGUGGAUGCCCAUAUACCUAACCACCCAAGCUUAUCUCCACAACUCAUUUGUCAGCUUCACAAUGUGACCAUGCAUGCGGAUGUAGAGACAGAUGAGGUAUAUGCUCAGAUGACCUUGCAGCCACUGAGCCCGGAAGAACAAAAGGAUGCCUCUUUCCUUCCAGCAGAUUUAGGUGCCCCCAGCAAGCAGCCGACAAAUUAUUUUUGCAAAACAUUGACAGCCAGUGACACAAGUACUCAUGGAGGAUUUUCAGUUCCUCGUCGGGCAGCUGAAAAAGUGUUCCCUCCAUUGGACUUCUCCCAGCAACCUCCAGCUCAAGAAUUAAUAGCAAGGGAUCUGCAUGAUAAUGAAUGGAAAUUUAGACAUAUAUUUCGUGGCCAGCCAAAGAGGCAUCUUCUUACAACUGGAUGGAGUGUGUUUGUAAGUGCAAAACGACUUGUUGCCGGUGAUUCAGUCCUUUUCAUAUGGAAUGAAAAGAACCAAUUACUUCUUGGUAUUAGGCGGGCUAAUCGGCCUCAAACUGUGAUGCCUUCUUCAGUUCUAUCAAGUGACAGCAUGCACUUGGGGCUUCUUGCUGCGGCAGCUCAUGCAGCUUCAACUAAUAGCCGCUUCACCAUAUUCUUUAAUCCAAGGGCUAGCCCAUCAGAAUUUGUCAUACCUCUAGCCAAAUAUGUUAAAGCAGCCUAUCAUACUCGUGUUUCUGUUGGCAUGCGCUUUCGGAUGCUGUUUGAAACUGAAGAAUCGAGUGUCCGUCGCUACAUGGGCACGAUAACUGGAAUAAGUGACUUGGAUUCCGUUCGGUGGCCAAACUCACAUUGGCGCUCAGUGAAGGUUGGUUGGGAUGAGUCUACAGCUGGGGAAAGGCAGCCAAGAGUCUCUCUUUGGGAAAUUGAACCCUUAACAACAUUCCCCAUGUAUCCAUCCCCUUUCCCCCUCAGACUAAAGCGACCAUGGCCACUUGGAUUACCUUCUUUCAAUGGGAUUAAAGAGGAUGAUCUGGGAAUGAAUUCACCACUUACGUGGCUUCGUGGAGAUAACGUAGAUCACAGUAUCCAGUCUCUCAAUUUUCAGGGCAUUAGUGUCACACCCUGGAUGCAGCCAAGGCUUGAUACCUCAAUGCUUGGUAUGCAAACUGACAUUUACCAAGCUAUGGCUGUUUCUGCUCUUCAGGAGAUGAGGGCUGUGGAUCCUUCCAAACAGACACAUCCAUCUCUUCUGCAAUUCCAGCAGCCCCAAAGUUUCCCAAGCUGGCCUGCUGGUCUAAUGCAGCCCCAGAUCUUACAACAGUCGCAGCCUCAACCUGUUUUUCUUCAUAGUGUUAAAGAGACUCAGUCCCAGUCCCAGGCCCAGGCCCAGUCUCAGUCUCAGUCUCAGUCUCAGUCUCAGUCUCAUCUUCUUCAGCAACAAUUGCAGCACCAGCACUCAUUCACUAAUCAACAUCAACAUCAGCAGCCCCAGAUCUCACAACAGUCGCAGCCUCAACCUGUUUUUCUUCGUAGUGUUAAAGAGAAUCAGCCCAAAUCCCAGGCCCAGGCCCAGGCCCAGUCCCAGUCUCAGUCUCAGUCUGAGUCUCAGUCUCAGUCUCAUCUUCUUCAGCAACAAUUGCAGCACCAGCACUCAUUCACUAAUCAACAUCAACAUCAGCAGCCGCAGCCAGCACUGUUGCAACAACAGCAACAGCAACAGCAACUGGUUGAUCAUCAGCAAGUUUCAACUGUCGUUUCAUCUCUAUCUCAGUUUGCUUCAAGCUCUCAAACCCAGUCACCAUCAUUGCAAGCCAUCUCUUCCAUGUGUCAACAGCAGAGCUUUUCUGACUCAAAUGGAAACCCUGCAACCAAUGCUAUUGUUUCGCCUCUCCAGAGUCUUAUCGGUUCAUUUUCCCAUGACGAAGCAUCCCACAUACUCAACUUGCCAAGAAGUGAUGCACUAUUAUCUUCUGCUGGCUGGCCACCAAAGCGAGUUGCAGUUGACCCACUUCUACCCUCUGCAACGUCGCCAUGUAUUCUGCCCCAGGUGGAACAGUUGGGACCACCCCAUACACACACCUCUCAAAAUGCCAUCUCUUUGCCACCAUUUCCUGGUAGGGAGUGCUCCAUUGAUCAAGAAGGGAGCAAUGAUCCUCAGAACCAUCUUCUGUUUGGGGUUAAUAUAGAUUCGUCAUCUCUUCUAAUGCAGAAUGGGUUGUCAAGCAUUAGGGGAGUUGGUAGUGAUAAUGAUUCAACAACUGUACCCUUUGCUUCUUCUCCCAGUAAUUACGUGAGUACUACAGGCACUGCAGGUACUGAUUUUUCACUUAAUCCGGUGAUGACACCUUCCAGUUGCAUUGAUGAAUCAGGUUUCCUGCAGUCUCCUGAAAAUGUGGGUCAAGCAAACCCACCAACCAGAACCUUUGUUAAGGUUUAUAAGUUAGGGUCCUUUGGCAGAUCACUAGACAUCUCCAAAUUCAGCAGCUACAAUGAGUUGCGCAGUGAGCUUGCUGGCAUGUUUGGCCUUGAUGGCCAGUUGGAGGACCCUGUGAGAUCAGGCUGGCAGCUUGUAUUUGUUGACCGGGAGAAUGAUGUUCUUCUCCUUGGUGAUGACCCCUGGCAGGAGUUUGUAAAUAGCGUGUGGUGCAUCAAGAUACUCUCUCCACAAGAAGUGCAGCAGAUGGGCAAACAUGGUCUAGAACUUCUAAACUCGGUCCCAAUACAGAGGUUCUCUAAUAGCAGCUGCGAUGACUACACAAGCCAACAGGACUCAAGAAAUUUGAGCUCUGGGAUUGCUUCUGUAGGAUCUCUUGAGUACUGAAAUGAUUUAGCUAGUUAAGCUACUUUCCCCAUCUUCUGUAAUUUUAGCAUUUCUUCCAAAUUGAUAUAUUGCUGGGAAGGAUUUGCCUACUUCUAGCAUAAAAACAUAUAUAUAUAUAUAUAUAAAAGCUACAGUGCAAUUAUAAUAUAAAAUCUUAAGUGGUUUCUAUGUUUUAAGGAAUACAGAAGAACCUAUUUAUUAGGAGAAUUUAUUUUUUGGGGAUAGCUUCUGUUUUAU